AUGCAAAUUCUGACGAGUAAAAAGAAGCUUCUUCAGCAACGAAGUCAAGACAUAACAGAAUAUCCACUCAUACCCAACAUCUUGAUGAUGCCCAUUUCAAAGACAGCUGAGAAGAAUGAGCAGUAUGUAGAUAAAAUGAUGUCAAAAUCAAUCUUUUGUUGCAUCGAUAAAUCAAAAAGCUACAACUUAGAAGGAAAAUCAAACGAUGGACUUUCAUAUCGUGUAGCCUUAACUCAAAUUAUAAUUUCGUUACUUGGAAGUUUAUCUGUGCUUGCUUCGGGAAUGGGUUUGGGUUAUCCUUCGAUAACAUCACAGCUUCUUACACAAGGUGACGUUGCUUUAUCAUCAUCUCAAGUGUCAUGGUUUGCAUCCAUCACGGCAAUCGCAUGUCCCUUUGGAGCUCCACUCUCGGGUUAUUUGUGUGAUAAAAUAGGAAGACGAAGCACGCUUUUGGCGUUGAGCGUUAUCGCGAUUGUGUCAUGGCUUCUAAUGGGAUUCUCAAGUCGGGUAAAUGUUGAUAUUCUCUUCACUCAACUGAUGAUAGCAAGAGCGAUCAUUGGGAUUCAAAUUGGCAUGACAACAGCACCAAUUGUCAUGUACGUUUCUGAAGUUUGUCAUCCAAAUCUUAGAGGAAGAAUGACUUUAAUGUCAUCGCCAUUUUUCACCGCUACUGGACUUCUUGUCAUUUACUUUCUUGGUUUUAUGAUACCCAAUGAUUUCCGUUUAGUAAGUUUGAUUGCUGGUGGCAUAACAUUAAUGGCGCUUAUUGUUUGCAUUAUUCUUCCUGAGUCGCCAGUUUUCUUAGUCACACAAAACAAACUUGAGAAAGCGAGAAAAGCUUUAGCAUUGUUAAGAAAUCUUCAACAAACUGAUGAAUUAAUUGAUCAAGAAAUUGAGCAAAUAAGAUUAAAUAAGAGAAUUGUUACUGAAAAGCAAUCAAUGUUUGAUAACUGGAAAGAUCUCCGAAAGCCUGAACUUUACAAACCUUUCCUUGUCAUGGUGUCGUUCUUUACAAUUCAACAAUUUUCUGGGAUUUUUGUGAUAUUUAUUUAUGCCUCUCAAUUCUCCAUCGAGGCUGGAGUUGCAGUCAAUGAUUUUCUCAGUGCAGUCAUCAUCGGCGUCAUUCGUAGCGUCACAACAAUAUUCAUUGCUUUUGCUUCUGAUAAAUUUGGAAGGAAGCCUCUGGCUUUGGCGUCGGGAAUUGGAAUGUUUCUCAGUAUGGUUGGAUUGGCGAGUUGUGCAGCUUUUCCACUCAAAAACACUGCCUUCAAUUGGCUCCCUGCAGUCUUCCUUUAUGCUUUUAUUUUCACAGGAACUUUCGGUAUUUUAACGCUUCCUUUUGCCAUGGUCGCCGAGGUGUUUCCACAAAAGUCUCGAGGUUUUGCUGUUGGCUUAACAAUAGCCAUUGCUUACGCUUUGAGCUUUAUAAACAUUAAAACAUUCUCGCUUGUUUUCGAAACAUUUGGAAGCUUUCUUAUUUUUACAUUUUACGCGGUUGUCGCUUUGAUUGGAAUUGUUUUUGCAAUCUUUGUUUUGCCUGAAACAAAAGGCAAAUCACUUAAAGAUAUCGAAAAUAUUUUCCGCAAUCGUGAAGAGAUCGUAAAUCAAGAGUUCAAUAAACCACCAAAAGAUUUAUCACUGAAAGCUGCAACAGUUCAAAUUGUGUACUCGUCACUAGCAAGUCUCUCAGUACUUUCAACUGGAAUUGGUCUUGGUUAUCCCGCGAUUACUUCGCAGCUGUUAUUAGACAAUGAGAACGACAUUACUUUAUCACCUUCACAAGUGUCGUGGUUCGCAUCGAUCACAGCAAUUGCAUGCCCAAUUGGCGGUCCCAUAUCAGGUUUCUUAUCUGAAAAAAUUGGCAGACGAAAUACUCUAAUGCUUAUCACCGUUGUUGCGGUAUUGUCUUGGCUUAUCAUUGGAUUCUCAAGCAGAGAAAACAAAGAUUUAUUCUUCAUUCAACUUAUGAUCGGGAGGUUCGUUAUGGGAGUUUUAAUCGGAAUGAUUACAACUCCAGCUAUAAUGUACACCUCUGAAGUUGUUCAUUCAAGCUUAAGAGGGAAAAUGACGGUCAUGUCAACUCCAUUCUUUGUAGCUUUAGGAACACUUGUUUCUUAUCUGCUUGGGUAUUUAAUUCCCACAAACUUCAGACUUGUUGCUUUAAUUUCUGCUGCUAUCACAGUAGUCACGUUCUUGCUUCUCUUUGCUAUUCCUGAAUCUCCAGCAUAUUUGGUUGCAAAGAACAAGCUUGACAAAGCCAGAAAUGCUUUGAAAAAGAUUAGAAAUCUUAAUGAAAAUGAUGAAAAAGUUGAAGCUGAAAUAGUAAAAUUCAAAGAAAGCCAAUCGAGUUCUAAAGAGAAAACUUCGUUCUUUGCACUUUGGAAGGAGUUUGGGAAACCUGAACUUUACAAACCAUUUUUGAUUAUGGUUGCAUUCUUCUUCCUUCAACAAUUUUCUGGAAUUUUCGUGAUUUUUGUUUAUGCAGCACAAUUUUCUAUUGAAGCUGGAAUAAACUUAGAUGCUUUUCUAAGCGCUGUAAUUAUUGGCGUUGUCAGAGUAUUAACAACUAUUCUGGUUGCUUUUGUCUCGGAUUUCUAUGGAAGAAAACCUCUGACAUUAUUUUCUGGAGUUGGAAUGUUUUGCAGUAUGUUGGGGCUAACGAUUUCAGUUGCGUUUUCUUUAAAUGAAGGAAAUUUAAGCUGGUUGCCUGCAGCAUUUUUAUACAUUUUUAUAUUUACUGGAACUUUCGGUAUUUUGACGCUUCCAUUCGCUAUGGUCGCUGAAAUGUAUCCACAAAGAACUCGUGGAUUCGCUGCUGGCAUUACAAUGAGUCUCGCAUUUCUCAUGAGCUUUGCCAACAUUAAAACUUUCCAAAGUGUUUUCGAGAUCUUUGGGAAUGUUUCGAUCAUCGUUUCGUCACUGGCAAGCUUUUCUGUUGUGUCAGCAGGUAUUGGUGUUGGUUAUCCCGCGAUAACUUCUCAACUGUUGUUAAACAAUGAUAAUGACAUCACAUUAUCACCAUCGCAAGUGUCAUGGUUUGCUUCUAUUGCUAUAAUUUCUUGUCCCAUUGGUGGCCCGUUAUCAGGUUUUUUAUCAGACAAGUUUGGUAGACGAAACACGCUCAUAAUUGUCAACAUUGUCGCAGUAGCGUCAUGGUUUAUUAUCGGAUUCUCCAGUCGAAUUAAUGAAGAAACUUUUUUCGUUGAAUUGAUGAUUGGGAGAUUUUUAAUAGGCGUGGCGAAUGGCAUGAAAACAACACCAGCUGCUAUUUAUACUGCAGAAGUUGUUCAUCCAAGUAUGAGAGGGAAAUUGACAAUAUUAUCGACACCGUUCUCGGUAGCUUUUGGUGUGCUGCUUUCAUAUCUUCUUGGCUAUUUAAUACCUACAAAUUUUAGACUUGUCGCUUUGAUAUCUGCUGGAAUCUCAGUCGUGACACUUGUGACUUUGUUCUUACUCCCUGAAACUCCUGCAUAUUUAGUUAGUAAAAACCAAAUAGACAAAGCAAGAGAUUCAUUGGCUUUGAUAAAAAAUCUUUACAAAUAUGAUUUGAAAAUCAACGCAGAACUUGAAGAUCUCAAAGCAAUGAAAAAUACAUCGAAUGAGAAACAAACGUUUUUUGGGAAUUGGAAGGAAUUUAAGAAACCAAAACUCUACAAACCUUUUCUUAUCAUGGUCUCGUUUUUCGCCAUUCAACAGUUUUCGGGAAUCUUUGUGAUUUUUGUCUUCGCAGCUCAAUUUUCGAUUGAAGCAGGGGUUGGUGUUGAUGCUUUUCUUAGUACUGUCAUCAUCGGUGUUAUCAGAUUACUCACAACAGUUCUUGUUGCGUUUAUUUCUGAUAAGUUUGGUCGAAAACAAAUUGCGUUGUCAUCAACAAUUGGCAUGUUUAUCAGCAUGUUAGGACUAACAAUCUGCACAGCUUUUUCUGUUAAAGAUGGAAGCUAUAGCUGGUUAUCAGCAACAUUUCUUUACAUUUUUAUUUUUACUGGAACUUUCGGAUUGUUGACGCUUCCAUUCGCUAUGCUUGCUGAAAUGUACCCUCAAAACAUUCGUGGAUUUGCUGCCGGCAUCACUAUGGGACUAGCAUUUUUCAUAAGCUUCAUUAACAUCAAAACUUUCCAAGGAAUACUUUUCACAAUUUUUUGUUUACCUGAAACGAAAGGAAAAUCUUUAAAAGAAAUUGAAGAAUAUUUUCAAAAGAAAGCUAAAAAGACAGAAAAGUCAACACAACAAAACCAAUCAAAUCCAUGGAUUACUAGUGGAAAUUUAGGCUCCAAGGAUGCUGUUCUUGUGUUCAGGACUAGUGUUUUAGCAGCAUCUGCUGCUCCUUCGAAUCAUGCCUUUGAUCAUCCCGAUCUUUAUCCAGAAACGCCGUCAGCUUCUUCCACAUGUGCCGAACUGUCUAAAGCAGGAAGUGAGAAAGCUUACGUAGCUGCAAUGUCGUUGCCUCAGAGUCUUAAUGGUGAACGGAAAAUCGACACAGAAACUUUCAAUUUCACGGAAAAGAAAACAAAGAAACGUUCGCUUGAAUCUUCUUCGUCGAUGUCUUCUUCUUCCUCUUUAAACAGCAACAAUUCAAUAACAGAAAGUCAGGUCGAAAAUAAUGCUGAAGUUGCUUCUGCUAUCAUAAAAGUUUCCGAUAAUGAGAAUAAAGAAAACAUCAUCAUCGUUCCACUUGAAAAAGAAGAAAUGCCAGCAGCAGUCUUGAACAUAACUUAUAAAUUUCUAAACACUGAAACAAGACUUUUAAGAAAGAUUCUCAAUGGUCAUGGAUUGUCGGAAAUUAGUCAUGACGCAACAGAUUUUAAUCUCCUUUGGACAGGAAAUCAAUUGAAACCGGAUAUGCUAAGGAAUUUAUCACAAUAUCAAAGAAUUAAUCAUUUUCCAAGAUCAAGUGAAUUAACUCGCAAAGAUCGCUUGUACAAGAACAUUGAACGAAUGCAACAUUUCCGUGGCUUCAAGCAUUUCGAUAUAGUUCCUCAAACCUUUCUUCUACCUGCCGACUACAAGGAGUUGACUUUCGCACACAAUAAGAUUAAAGGACCUUGGAUUGUAAAACCAGUUGCAUCAUCGCGUGGUCGUGGAAUUUUCCUUGCUAAAACUCCCGACGAAAUUCAAUCGCAUAUUGCAAGUGAUGAACAAGUUGUUGUUGCACGUUACAUCGCUGAUCCGCUUUGCAUUGAUGGCCACAAAUGCGAUAUCAGAAUUUAUGUAGCUGUAACUUCCUUUGAUCCGCUUAUUAUCUAUGUUUAUGAAGAAGGUUUAGUUAGGAUUGCAACUGUUCGUUAUGAUAAUAACGCUGAGAAUCUUUGGAAUCCCUGCAUGCAUUUAUGUAAUUACAGCAUCAACAAAUACCACACCGACUACAUUAAAUCGAACAAUGCUGGUGAUGAAGAUGUGGGUCACAAAUGGACACUCAGUGCGUUGUUAAGACAUUUAAGAAACCAAGGUUGUAAUACUGAACAACUUAUGUUGAAUAUCGAAGAUAUUAUCACAAAAGCAAUUUUCGCUUGCACGCAACCAAUUGUUAGCGCAUGUCGAAUGUUUGUUCCAAAUGUUACCAAUUGUUUUGAACUUUUUGGCUUUGAUAUUCUCAUUGAUGAUACAUUAAAGCCAUGGCUUAUUGAAGUAAAUCUUUCGCCAUCUCUCGGUUGUGAUACGCCACUUGAUACGAAAGUGAAAGCAAGUCUGUUGACGGAUCUUCUUACACUUGUUGGCGUCCCAGCGAUAAGUCCAUUGAUGAAAGCUUCUUAUGAUAACAAAGGUGUGAAAAUUCGAUCAUUAUCAAGUAGUCGUCGUGUUAAUUCAGCUGAUUUUGUUCAUAAUCCUUCGCAAGGAAAAAAGGCGGCUUUAUCAACGCUGACCGCUGAAGAAUUGAAGAUUAUUAGAGCAGCCAAAGGACAAAUGGAGCGACGUGGUGGUUUCGUGCGAAUAUUUCCAACUGCUGACUGCAUGCAGAAAUAUGGAAUGUUCCUUGACCCCGUAACUGGAAUCCCAACAGCUGCAUCGACAUCAUCAGGUAAUGGAACUUACCUUAUGAUCAUCCCUCAUAACUACAACCAAAUGCUGUUCAAUCAAUUGUUUGCCAAUGGCAAUGAUUCUGGAAAUACAAUUCUCGAUAGAAUUGAAAAGUAUGAGAGAACAUUGGAUCGAUCUUUGCCGAUUGUUAUCGGUCCUAAAAGUUCAAAUACAAAAUGUCAAGAUGAGACACGAAAGAUGAAGCAACAGAUCAGAAAGUUGAUAGAGAAUGGCGAUGAAUUGUCAGUGUUGCAAGCUCGAAAAGCAUUUUCACUUUAUUUGGAGCAUGUUUUGAAGCGAUUAUCAGUUGAUGGCAAACUUAGUCAUGAAGAGCACGUCAUGAAGUUCCUUCAUCGCAUUGCAAUUUAUAUGCGACAACCGUUUUUUAUUCGAAAUGUGAAUCACAAUCGUAUUUUAUCGAAAGAACGUGGCGCAAUGGUAGCUAAACUCUUGGGUGAUUAUCUUCAUCUUUAUAAUAAAGACACGGAAGGAUAUAUUGACAACUUCGAUCGAAUGGGAAUGAUUCCGAUUAAACUUUUCGAUGAUUUCCUCGCCCACGCACAAGAACUUGAUAUUGAAUCGAUUUUAACACUUCAUACGAAUGUCACACAACAAAUGCCUUUCUUGUACAAUGGCUGCAGUCCUAGCAUCCCAGCAGCACCACCAAUCCCUGUUGGAGCUCAUGGUUUCCUCAAGUCACUGCCUUGCAUGGCUCCUGGUUCACAUAUCCGUGAAGUUUGGCGACCUGACUUGAGUAAAGUUGAUAAGCAACAAACGAAAGUUCAUCACGCGAAGAAAACGGAAAAAUCCGGUAAGUCUUCACCAAUCAAGAAGAAAGUUUCACUUUACACCGGAAAUAAUAAGCUGAAGGAUCGUGAUCGCUCUGGUUGGCUCUACAAUUGAGUCACAAGCUUCGCACAAUUAUAAAGUUUUAAGUUUAAUCAAAAAUAUGAUCAUAAAGUGCCCGUGUAUGUUGUACUUCAUUAGAAGAGAAAGAUUAAUGACAAUGAUGAUGAUGAUGAUGAUGAUAACGAUGAUCAUCAUAAACUGCCUUUUAAAGAAAAUGGAAAUAAUGGCCAUAUAAAUAUGUGUUGUUUCUAUUUUGUGAUAAAGAUUGUAAUUAUAAACGCGCCCAAAAUGUUCGAGUCAAAGAAGGGCGUUGUCGGCAUGUGAUGCGUCAAAAUUAGAGAAAUACAAAAAGAUAAAAGCGACAUCGUUGACAAUGUUGACAUGUGAUGACGACGCCCAGAAAAAAGUUAGUAAGGAGAUUGAAAAGUUAAACUUAAGCUCGUGUUGCGAAUUAACAUUUAUUUAUUUAUUUAUUUAAUCAGACGACAUGUUAAUUAGAGAUGAAAUGUUGAAAUGAUUUCGCUAAUUUUAUAAUUAAAAGAAGUUUUAUUCAAAUCAUUUUUCUUCCUUAAUUUCUGAUAUAUUUAAUAAAUAUUUUUUAUUUUGAGUUAUGAGAGACUUUGACAGGCGUGAAGCAUCUUUUGGUUUUAUUUAUGGAAUAAUAUUUCGAAGCUUGUUGAUUGAAUUGUGUAACAAAAGAUGGUAACAAAUACUUGGCGGUUAUGUUCACAUUUCACGACAAAUGUUAGUGUCUCUAAUAGCUUGCAUCAGCAUGAAUAAAUCAGCUAAGCAAAGUGUGAAAAAGCUAGUCGCGAAAAGCUCCUUAAAUUGUUUUCUUUAACCUAGUUUAACCAGUAAGUUGUUGCACACUUUUCUCAUUCAAUAUUCCGUCUCGUAAAAUAAUCCGCAGUUGCUUUAGUUUAGGGAAAAGUACGAGACUAGAUUCGAUAAACUUUUACAUAUUUCGUGCUUGAAUCUCAUAAACAUAAGGAAAUAUACGAAAAUAUCACUUCGAAAAGGAAAACGACAAUAGAAAAAUAGAGCAACAGAAUGUUGGCUAGAUCAACGAUAAUUCAAUUUUAUGUUUGGAAAAUCAGGCUUACGAAUGUCGCUUAUUUUGUUCACGUGACUUGAAUGCUUUUUGGUGAAUUCUUUUUUGUGGUUUUCACACAAAGGGAAAUAAAUUUUUAUUCAUUUGCAUUAUAUCCACGAUUUACUCAUUCAAACAAAUGACAUAUUUAAAAAUAACUUUCAG
This is a messenger RNA of Clunio marinus, 8119 nucleotides long. NCBI's taxonomy places the organism in Eukaryota, Metazoa, Arthropoda, Insecta, Diptera, Chironomidae. The record is from the annotation of a GenBank genome assembly.